Ceraceosorus guamensis is the source of this 4859-nucleotide messenger RNA. RefSeq lists its product as hypothetical. The record is from RefSeq and is a predicted model, not a curated record. Gene Ontology annotation, biological process: chloride ion homeostasis; cell volume homeostasis; chloride transmembrane transport. The transcript is spliced from 7 exons. Gene Ontology annotation, molecular function: potassium:chloride symporter activity. Lineage: Eukaryota; Fungi; Basidiomycota; Exobasidiomycetes; Ceraceosorales; Ceraceosoraceae. Gene Ontology annotation, cellular component: membrane. The coding region runs from base 229 to 4797 and encodes 1522 amino acids.
UGCAGUCGGGGUGAGCAAGUCUCGAGUUCUUUCAACAUUCAAGAUCUACGAGAGCUACAUACACUGCACCUUCCUCACUGAGCUACUCCUCUCAGCAAGAUCUUGUCACUCUUUAUGGCAAGCAUCAACCCUCACGACGACCGAGCACGCCCUCUGAUUCCUGGGCUUGUGCGCUCCGUUUUGCGUCUCAUGUGCAUGCUACAGUAGACAGGUGACUGCUCGCGCAGAAUGUCGCACUUCGUGUCGCACAACACGUCCGACUUCGACGCACUGAACCAGCAGCUGCUUCAACGACAAUCCAACGUCGAGGGGCACCAAGAUGAUGGGGAGGAUACGGACGCGCUGACAGCCGAGCAUGCGUCCUACGCUUCCCGCAGACCUGCGAGCGUGCACGAUGCCUCUCAAGAUGGAGAGGAUGCGGACGUGGAUGAAUCUUUGUCCAUCACCCCGACGGCGUCCACCUUUGGUGGUACAGUCGGCACGCCGUUUGGAGAUCGCAGUCAGGCGGAAGCAGGCUCCACCAACAGCCCUGAUCGGCUGGGCUUGGUCUCGCCCCGCACGCCUCUUGUUGCGCAGAUGGACAAUGGUCGCAGCGCACCAUCCGCUUCAUCGAUGCAAAGCAGAUCUACCUCGGCAUACAGCAGCAGAAAAAAUAGCCCCGAACCAGACCAGGUUCGACUACCUACCUCGCCAAGAUCGCGUCCCAGCGCCGCAGGUUUGGCCCCACCUGGCACACCUACUUCGACGGUGAGACCCUCCAGCGUCGCCUCCACGCCUGCGCGAGAGAGCAAAGGCAAGGAGGGUGGCAAGUCACGCAGCAAGGGUAGAGAUAGGAAGCUUUCCGAUCCUGACGAGCCAAUAAGGCCAGCUGAGCAAUUCUCUUCCCAUCGGCAUUCCACGGACUCGGGCGCGAGUGGGGACGAGUCGGAAGCAGGAGCGCACAGUUCUUCGGGUGGCAAAGGGUUGCGUUCACGCCUCAAGCGAGGCUCGAGCGCCGCCGCAGGGUCCCUCAAAGGCGUCUCAUUCUCAGAUACGAGAGCCGGUCCAGGCGAACAGCCCGCGUUUGGCAGGUCCGACUCGAACAGCUCAUCGCGGACCAGAGCGAGAGAGGCGAUGCGCGAUGCGAGCGGAUUGGAAGAGCUCGGCAGGCACAUGCUCGGGCAUCAUCAGCAUCAUCAUCGCAGCGCCGGAAUGAUCAGCUCCUCGGAGAUGCCACCGCGUAAGCUGGGGACCUGGGACGGUGUCUUCAUGCCGGUCAGCUUGAAUAUUCUCGGCAUCAUCCUCUUCCUCCGCUUUGGAUUCAUUCUUGGCCAAGCUGGUCUCUUGGGAGCUUUGCUUCUUCUUUUCGUAUCCUAUGCAGUAGAUGCGCUCACAGCGAUGUCUGUCUCAGCGAUCAGCACCAAUGGACAAGUGCGGGGUGGAGGCGCCUACUAUCUGAUCUCGCGGUCGCUCGGCCCUGAGUUUGGAGGAUCUAUCGGCUUAGUGUUCUUCCUCGGACAAGCUCUCAAUGCUGCCAUGAACGUCUUGGGUUUCGUCGAGUCCCUAACAGAUGCUUUUGGCGAAUCGAGAGGUAGCGGAGGUUUCCUGCCAGAGGGGCCGUGGUUCAACUUCUUCUAUGGUAGCUUGGUGCUGGUACUUAGCACGCUGGUGUGCUUGACCGGCUCAGCGCUUUUCGCGAGAGCGACGCUAGCGCUUGCUAUCGUGCUCGGGGUAUCCAUUCUCAGCAUUCCUGUCUCCAGCUUCGCCGUAGCUCCCUUCUCGGACCCAGAACGUGGAGCUUACUACACGGGCUGGUCCCUUGCCACACUUCAAGGUAAUCUUCUCCCGCGAUUCACAACGGGUGCUGCAGGAAGUAGCACAGGAUCUGAAAAGGAAAGCUGGCAAACCGUCUUUGGCGUCUUGUUUCCAGCUGUCACCGGUCUCCUAGCUGGAGCCAGCAUGAGUGGCGACCUCAGAAAACCGAGCAAAAGCAUACCCAAGGGCACCAACUGGUCCCUCGUCUUCACAUUCAUAGUCUACGUUCUCUGCUUUGUCGUGUUUGCGAGCACGAUCGAGCGAGAAUCCUUCUACUUGGACGUGGGCAUCGUUUCGGAUGUCGCGCUGAGUCCACAGAUCAUCACCUUUGGUGCGCUAGCUUCCACAGCGUUCUCGGCUCUGAUGGGCGUGAUGGCUUGCGCCAAGGUUCUGCAGGCUAUAGCUAGAGACAAUCUUCUGCCAAUACUCGACGACUUUGCUCAAGGCACAGAGCUGAGCGAUACGCCAACGUAUGCGGUCUUUGCGACGUACGUGCUUUGCCAAGCCGUGCUCUUUGUGGAUUCGGUCAACACCAUUGCUCAGCUCGUCACCAUGACGUCACUGCUCACCUUUGGGGUUCUGAGCUUCGCCACUCUUGCCCUCAAGGCGGGAGGCGCUCCAUCUUUCAGACCGUCUUUCCGGUACUGGAACAUCUGGACUGCAGGUGGCGGCACUAUUGCUUGCAUUGGGGCGAUGUACUUCACUGAUCCGCUUGCGGCGAGCGCUUGCAUCGUCUUCUCGGUGUUCCUCUUCGCCGCCAUCCACAUCUGCUGUCCUCCCAAGCCAUGGGGCGAUGUUACGAGAAACCUGAAUUACCACAUCGUCCGAAAAUAUCUUCUUCGGCUUGAUGAGCGCAAGGGGCACGUCAAAUACUGGCGUCCGCAAAUACUGCUACUGGUCAACAACGCCCGCACGGACUGGAACUUGAUCAUCUUUUGCAAUUCUCUCAAGAAGGGCGCGUUAUAUGUCUUGGGCCACGUGCUCAAGGGCGAGUUUCAAGAGUGCUUAGGCGAGCUGCGUAAGCAGCAGGUCGCAUGGCUGAAGCUGGUAGAUGUUUCUGGCAUCAAAUCUUUCGUGGACGUCAUCAUUGCUCGGGACGAGCGCGAAGGCGCUCGCAAUCUGGUCCUCUCUUGCGGGCUAGGAGGGAUGAGGCCCAACGUGGUCGUCAUGGGCUUUCCGUCAGACAUGCGGUCCUCGCGAAACAGGAAACAAAGCCUCACUCCGAGUCAUCGCAGCGACGGCUCCGAGAUCACUAUCAAGCCCGGUAACCACGAGCCGCGCAACACCGGACCCCACAGCGUGAUCGAGGUGCGAUCGCUGCCUACCGACAUAGCUCGACGAGAGACGCCCAUUCUGCCUACUACAUUCGUCGGCAUCAUGGAAGAUACUUUGGCAUUGAACAAGGCGCUUGCCGUCGCUUAUGGUUUCGAGUCGCUGUCCCUCUCAGCACCACCUAGCCGUGCUAGUCCAGCAUCUGAGAACCCAAAGGACAAGCAAGAGCCACAGUACAUCGAUCUUUGGCCAAUCCAAAUUCAAAGUCCUGACCAAGAUCCAAGUCAUGCUUGGGACACCUAUACCAUGGUGCUUCAGCUUGGGACCAUCCUCAGCAUGACUGGAACAUGGAAGUCACAUCAACUCCGCGUCUCUGUCUUUGUCGAGCAGGAAGCUGAUGUUGAGAAUGAAAGACGCCGUGUGCGAUCUCUGUUGGACAAUUUGCGCGUGCCUGCCACCCUUCGCGUCUUUCACCUGGCUUCAGGAAACAUCACAAGCUAUCAAGCCAUUGUGUGGGGAAAGGGCGCUACUUCACCUUGGAUCGAGAUGACAUUGGGCGGCGAUCCUUGGUGGGAGGCACUGAAACAGCUUCGAAGGGAAGACGAACGGCGAAGGAAGGAAGCUACGGAGCGCCGCGCAAAACCUUCUGCACAGCCUGUGCCGGGAAGCGCGACACCCAAUCCAAACAGCGAGGCGGCGCGAAAACAGUCAAAGCGCGAGCAAAAGAUUAUGGGCGUCAGUCUACCAGCAGAGCAUCUCGCAUAUUUCAAAAGAAACAUCCGCAUUGGCCUUGCUCAUCCGCGGGUGAAGGAGAGGCUAGGUACCGAGAGCGAUGCUGAGAGCACAGAAUGGAGCGAUAGCGAUAGUGACAGCGAUUUGAGCGACGAGCUUGCUCGACUCGGUUUUGAAGAUGGCUGGGAUGCGGGUGAUUCAUCAGGCCUCGGUCUCAAGCGAUCAAAGACCUACUCUUCUUCGCCCGGCCGAAGAGGAGGAGGCCGAUCCCACACUCGUCGCAAUUCGCUAGGCAACCCAGCAGGAUUGCCAGAUGAGCCUCGUCGCCGGCCGCUGCUCCACUCACGCGAACAAAGCAAUGAGAGCACCUAUGGAUCCCUGAGCAGCACUCCUCGCGCAUCCGCGCUGAUGAAUCGGCCGAGCGCAAAUAAUGUCGCUUUCCCGUCAGGACCCACUAGCUCGAUGCAACGCACCACAAUAGCAGAACAGCCCGAGUCGGAUCAGGAGGGUACUUUGAAAGCGUCGGACCGAAUGAGAGCUCAGGCCCAGCUCCUCGCUACUUUACCUCCCGAUCAACCGUCGUUGUCAAGCAGCGGCGCAGAGUCGAGCAGCGAGACGGAGGAGGAUGAUUCGCGAAGGCCUUUCCAUGUGCGGAGCCGCUCAGAAGAAGGCCCGAACGCUACCAGCGGACGCAGGAAAGCGAAGAAGCAUCGACAGCCGGGACCAGUCAGUGCCACUGCGGUCGCUGCAGUGCCCCUCGUGUCCUUCAACGGGCUGCCCAACAAAGCGCAAUAUUUGAUUCUGAACGAGCUCAUUCGGGUUAAUUCAUCUCCUUCAACAUCAGUCAUCCUUACAGCUUUGCCAGCCCCAGAGCCUGGCACGUCCAGCGAUACUGCACGCUCGCUUCGGUACUUGGAGCAGCUGGAAAGCUUGUACUCCGGUGGUCCACCCAUGCUUGGUGUUCAUGCCAAGCAGCUCACCAUGACCUCGGCUCUGUGAGCGCGCCUCGUCUAGUCACUUGUCACGCCUCUUUGCAAUCUAGAAUCUUGAAUCACAACGUC